UGGAACAGACGCCCUCUCCUUGCCCCAGUUGGAGCUGCAGUAGAAUGAAAAGGGAGGGGGGUGGGAAGGAGGGAGGAGAGGAGGGAAAAAAACCCUCUUUUGGUUGAGGUUUUCCUGUUACUAUCACUGUAGCGUUUAUUUAGCCAAUCUCCUAACUAUGACGUGAGGAAGGCAGGAAUCAUGGCUCGCUCAUAAUAUUUAACACACCCACUGAAAGCUGGAGCUGCAGAGCUACUAGUCCAACCAGUCUCCAGAAUUCAGUGUAGCUGAAAGAGGUUUUCACUCUGCACCUGCCAAAGAUCUCUCCCCCCUUUUCCUUCUCUCCCCCUUCUCUCUUCCAUUCUCUCUUUAAAAGAAAGAUCUGUAAGACCCAGCAGAGAUCAAAGACCUCUUCGCUAAAAAGAACCUCUACUGAUUUAUAUUAGUUUCUUUCCUCUAAUCCUUCCUUCUCUCCCCUCUUUUUUUUUUUUUUUCUGUGCCAUAUUUAACCUUUAUGUUGCAGUUGUGCCAUCAGACAGUUUUGCAGCCAAAAAAAAACAACCCAAGCCAAAGCACAAGCCCAGCUCGGAUACAGCAGCCACCCAGACUCGAUCUCAGUUAACUUACUAAUCUCUCCCAAGCACUGGACGCGAUGGAUGAAGAAACGGGAACCGCUCUAAGAAAAUGAUUUUCCAGCCAAUGUUCUUAAAGAGUCUGAGAGAAGAGAGGGAGCAAGAGCGAGCGGGGAGCGCUUCUGCUGCAUCACUGCUCAAAUCCAAGGGAAAGGAGUCAGCGUUUCCAGCACAGCCAAAUAUUAUGGAUGAUUUUUUUUCUUCUGUCGUCUUUCUGCACAGGUUUUCUUAAUAUUUUUAUUUUCCCCCUCCUCCUCCCCAUUUUUUUUUUUAAUUUUAUUUAAUCAGCGCCUGUGUCUGAUGCCGGUUUCUUUCCAAGAGCCAGUUUUCCCUGUUUGUUGUGAUCUCUGUAAUAAAAAGAGGGAGAAAUCGUGAACAGAUGGCUUUCUAUAUUACCAUGCCGCUGGCAUUGUUUUCCUGUUGAUUUUAAAAGCUCGGUCCGGAGCUCCUUUUUUUUUCUCUUUUUAAAUUUUUUUUUCCCUUUUAUUUUUUUUUCCCUCCCCCUCCCAAGUUCUUGAUGAUACUGAGACAUGAGGACCUAUCGGGUUUAGCCUGUUUAUUUCCCGGCGCCUAUGGAGGUAACUUUAUUGACUUGAUCUCUCGCUUCCCGACCCGAGAGGAGCACGCCGGAGCCCCGGGGGGGGCCCGGCAGCCCCGCGCCCGCCCGGGCUCUGUCCGCCGCCUCCCCUCCUUCCCCCUCCCCCGGUAAUUCAUCAGCCGCUCCGGCCAUGAAAAUGCUCCUGGUCCGCAAGUUCCGGGUGCUGAUCCUGAUGGUGUUCCUCGUCGCCUGCACCAUGCACAUCAUGAUCGACCUGCUGCCGCGCCUGGAGCGCCGGGGCCCCGAGGGCCGCCCGGGCUGCUCCUGCCCGCAGCCCGCCGCCGCGCCGCCCCGCGCCGCCGCUCCGCGCUGGCCCAGCAAGCACACGCUGCGGAUCCUGCAGGACUUCAGCGCCGAGCCGGCCUCCAACCUCUCGUCGCAGNGGAGGGCGCGGCGCUUGAUCGGCCCCGGGGCGCCGCGCCCGCCGCCCCCCGCCGGCAACGCCGCCCCGCUGGCCGCGCUCUUCGAGCACCCGCUGUACCGCAACGCCCUGCCCCCGCUGGCCGACGGCGACCUCCUCUUCAAUGUCAACAGCGACAUCAGGUUCAACCCGCGGGCGGCCGAGCAGCCCGAGUGGCAAAAUGAAGAUCAUCAUGAAGAAUUUUUGCCGACUGGAGAAACCUCCAUAGACUCCUACCCAAACUGGUUAAAAUUCCACAUUGGCAUUAAUCGGUACGAGCUGUAUUCCAGACAUAAUCCUGCAAUUGAGGCUUUACUACAAGACCUUGUCUCCCAAAAGAUAACCAGUGUUGCUAUGAAAUCAGGAGGCACCCAGCUGAAGCUGAUCAUGACAUUCCAGAACUAUGGACAAGCAUUGUUUAAACCAAUGAAGCAAACCAGAGAACAAGAAACCCCGCCUGACUUUUUUUACUUCUCAGACUAUGAGAGACAUAAUGCAGAAAUAGCAGCAUUUCAUCUCGACAGGAUCCUGGAUUUCCGGCGCGUGCCCCCGGUCGCAGGCAGACUGGUUAACAUGACGAGGGAAAUACGAGAUGUUACUCGUGACAAGAAGCUGUGGAGAACAUUUUUCAUCUCACCAGCCAACAACAUCUGCUUCUAUGGGGAAUGCUCCUACUACUGCUCAACAGAGCACGCCCUGUGUGGGAAACCAGAUCAGAUCGAAGGGUCCCUGGCUGCUUUCCUGCCUGAUUUGUCACUAGCAAAAAGGAAAACCUGGAGAAACCCCUGGAGGCGUUCCUACCACAAGCGCAAGAAAGCAGAAUGGGAAGUUGAUCCAGAUUAUUGUGAAGAGGUUAAGCAAACACCUCCAUAUGACAGUGGGACCAGAAUUCUGGAUAUAAUGGAUAUGACAGUUUUUGAUUUCCUAAUGGGUAACAUGGAUCGACAUCACUACGAAACCUUUGAGAAGUUUGGAAAUGAAACUUUUAUUAUCCACUUAGACAAUGGAAGAGGGUUUGGAAAAUAUUCCCAUGAUGAACUUUCCAUUUUGGUGCCUUUAAACCAGUGCUGCAGAAUCAGGAAGUCUACCUAUCUGCGAUUACAGCUGCUAGCCAAGGAGGAGUACAAACUCAGUCUCCUGAUGAAAGAAUCUUUGCUAAAAGACAAAAUAGCUCCAAUCCUCUACCAGCCUCACUUGGAGGCGAUGGACAGGCGGCUGCGGAUUGUGCUCAAGGCUGUCAGUGACUGCAUAGAGAAGGAUGGGUAUGACAACGUGGUUGAAAAUGACUUUAACAUGGAUGUUAACACUGUUACAACUGAGAGGUAGUGAAAUGGCAAGACUACGUUUUUACCAGCUGAGUUGAGAAGAUUCAAAGAAGGAAAAGAAAAGAAACAAAACAACAACAACAAAAAAAUAAAGUCUUGCAAAAGACUGUGUAUGCUACUUUGUGAAUUCAGUGAAUUCAGAAAUGAGAUAUAAUUGUUCCCAAAGUAGGUAAAGUGUAGACUCUGCAAAGGAUUAGUUCAUUAAGAAAAAUAAGUCUAAUGUGAUGCUUUUCAUUAGUUCCUGAAGAGAGAUUAUGAAAAGAUUCAGAAAAUACUCAAUCACGGACAGACAGCAGUCUGAUAGCAAAACACCUCCUGUCCUUUUUGUAUAGAAAGGAGGCCUUUACUUAAUAUUUUGUAUUUAUAUAUGGUAUAUCUAUGAAACCCCAGACCUACCUUCCAAAUUUAACUAAGAGGGACAGCAUAGUUUUGUGACUCACACUUUAUUUGUGGUGACAGUCCACUUAGUAUUUUGUGUUAACCCUUUAAGUGCUCUAAUCCACUGUAUCUUAUUUAAAUUGAAUGCUUAUUUUCCCCCCAGCUACUCAGCAUUUAAAGGGUUAAGGCAUAAUGAACUUUUAAAGGCAAAAAAUAAUAAUAAUAAAUAUGAUAAUAAUGAUAAUAAAUACAGGGGUUACCAGAAGGGAAUUUCACUAAUUGUGCUUUGACAGGAAUACUUGAAUGUUGGUUUUACAAAGUGAUGUAAAAUGACAAGUUGUACUAUUUGUCCAUAAGGAGGUGGCAGCUCUUAUCUUUCUAGACUAUCAUAGCUGAGCUGCUACUUUUCAAUUUUGCUUUUGAUAGUUUUGUGUAAAUAUAUACAUAUAUGGGUAAAAAGCUGCUUUCAGCAGCUCUAGGCUUACUUUUGCAGCAUUUUUGUGGAAUUGUUUGCAACGUGGUAAAAGUGCAAUAAAGAUAUGCAAAAUGUGUA
Messenger RNA from Pyrgilauda ruficollis (rufous-necked snowfinch), 3865 nucleotides. RefSeq names its product FAM20C golgi associated secretory pathway kinase (gene FAM20C). Gene Ontology annotation, biological process: protein phosphorylation. The record is from RefSeq and is a predicted model, not a curated record. Gene Ontology annotation, molecular function: protein serine/threonine kinase activity. Lineage: Eukaryota; Metazoa; Chordata; Aves; Passeriformes; Passeridae. Gene Ontology annotation, cellular component: Golgi apparatus.